Branchiostoma floridae (Florida lancelet) is the source of this 3161-nucleotide messenger RNA. Its product is annotated as general transcription factor 3C polypeptide 3-like. The record is from RefSeq and is a predicted model, not a curated record. Gene Ontology annotation, molecular function: protein binding. Gene Ontology annotation, biological process: transcription by RNA polymerase III. Gene Ontology annotation, cellular component: transcription factor TFIIIC complex. Lineage: Eukaryota; Metazoa; Chordata; Leptocardii; Amphioxiformes; Branchiostomatidae. The coding region runs from base 24 to 2870 and encodes 948 amino acids. The transcript is spliced from 17 exons.
UGAACUUUCACCUCUGCCCCAGCAUGGCGGACUCAGGCAUGUCGUCGGCGGAAGAAGUUGAGCGAAGAGUUGCCCAAUAUCUCCGCGGAGAGGUGUCCUUCCAGGAGUUCGAUGCCUUCAGACAGGAGAGGGGGAUCCAAUCGUUCGUACAAAUGGCUCCACAGCCGGGUACGAGUACAGGGGGGCCGACAGCAAGUGGGCAAACUGGUCGGUUGGUACCGCCGACGGGGGAGGGGGGCGGUGCCUCCGAAAACGACGACUCGGACGAUUACUUCGAUGACGACAACUUUGACACCGUAAAAACACGAGACGACAGUGACGAAGACGAAGAAGAAAUGGAAGGCGUGGAAGAAGAAGGGGACGAUUCCAACACGUCUCCGGCGGACACUUCCCUUACGGCAAAGUACCUCGAAGGAAAACUUUCUUUCUCCGAGUUUGCUGAACUCAUGGAACAAGAGGAAGACGAUGGCAAGGAGACGGUGAAGACAGCUGUAGAGCCGAGUAAGAAAGGCGUGGACAUUUCUGAAGCCUUCAGUGUGGAGCUUGCUCUGGAGCAGGAGGAGAGAAAGGGGAGGAAACGACCCAAGAGAAGGAGAGUCAACGAGGUCCCCAAGCCUCUGCGAGGGUUGAUGGGAGAGGCCAACCUGAGGUUUGCCCGGGGGAAGUACGAUGAUGCCAUCAAGAUGUGUAUGGAGGUCAUCAGGCAGGUUCCCCACUGCUAUGAGCCGUUCCAGACUGCAGCCAUGGUGUAUGAGGAGAAGGGGGAUAUGGAGCGCUCCCUGCAGUUUGCUCUGAUAGCUGCACACCUUAACCCUCAGGAUCCCGAAGAGUGGGUCAAGUUAGCAGAGGUGUCACUAGAACAGAACAACAUCAGCCAGGCCAUCACCUGUUACAAGAAAGCCCUGAGAUAUGACCCCAACAACAUCGGCAUCCUCUGGGAACAGGCUAACCUACUGGAACAGACACAGGAGCCCAGGAAGGCUCUGGAGGGGUAUCAGCAGAUACUAAAGCUUCUCCCAGAGAAGGAAGGAAACAAGUACAUGGAUCUCAUGAGGGACAUGUCCAAAACCUACCAUGCCACGGGGGAGACAGAGGCGGCCAUAGAAACCAUACAGGCAGCUUUUACCAAGCACCCCACCUUAGUGACAUUUGAGGAUGUGAACAUGCUGACUGAGCUGUACGUCACCAUGAAGCAGUAUCGCCAUGUGUUGGAGGCCAUGUCCAACUACUGCAGUGUGCAGCUCUCUUGGCAAGGGGGCGUCACUGACACCAUGGCUGCACUGGACAGACUGGGCAUGCCUGACACAGGGAAACAGGAAACCCAGGUGAUGCAGUGCACCAUCCCCCCUGAGACUCCCAUAGACCUGAGCAUUAAGCUAGCGGUCAGCCUGGUCCACCUGCGCUACCUGGCCGCAGCCAGACCACUGGUGGACAUGUUACUGCAGGAGAGUGCUGAGGACAUGGGGGAUCUGUACCUGGACAUAGCUGAGGCUUAUGUCGACGUCGGUGAGUAUGACAGUGCGCGCCCCAUCCUGGCUAUGCUGGUGAACACAGAAAGGUACAACCUGGCAGCAGUCUGGCUCAGAUAUGCUGAGUGCCUCAAUGCACUGGGAAAGACGGAGCAUGCAGUGCAGAGCUAUGCCAAGGUUGUGGAGAUGGCUCCCAGUCACCUGGGUGCACGGCUGUCCCUGUCAGCACUACAGCAGCAGCUGGGCAGGCCAGAGGAGGCACUGCAGGCACUUUCAGAAGGUGCUCCAGCUGCCACCCCCACAGCUGUGGAGACAGCUGCUCAGGUGUCAAGCCAGCCUGGUCCUGACGUGCAGCUGCUGCACCACAAGAGCACCCUUCUGUACUCACAGGGAAGAAUGGAAGACUUUGUGGACUCUGCCCUGCUCAUGUUGUCCAAGUAUUUUGAGGAGGCGUAUCAACAGCAGAACCUACAGCUGGUCGUGACGAAGAUAACAUCCCGCAGACGGAAGUACCAGCUGAGAGCCAUGGUGAAGGAACAGGGGGGAGUCGGGCAGGGGAGGUCGGUUGUGGACCUGAGUGGCAAGCUGAGUUCCAUCAGUAAGCUGGAAUGGUGGGACCUGUUCUGUAAGGCCAGCCGGAGUCUCACUACCUUAGGCAGGACAGAAGAGGUGGAACAUCUCACCAUGGCAGCCCUGGCAUCACCUCAGUUUGAGAGGGAUCUUGCUAAACAGAAGGAGCUUAAGUACAUGAUUCUGAGUGCGUGCUGCCUGAACAAGAACUACCGGAUGGCGUACGUGUUUGUCCGACCAAUGAUUAUGGAGAAUACGGGGGUGAACCAGCUGUGGAAUGUCUUUAGUCAGAUCACCACCAGCAGUGAAGAUGCCCGACAUCACCGCUUCUGUCUUAGACUUAUGAUAAAGAAUCCACACAACAUAGCUCUGUCCUUCCUGAACGGCCACAACUCGUUGAUAUCGGGAACGUACAAGCACGCCCUGGGCGAGUACGUGCGUGCGUACCGCCUGGACCCCAGCAAUCCCAUGAGUCUCCUGCUGAUCGGGGUGACGUUCUUCCACAUGGCCUCGCAGAAGUACACCAUCAAGCGCCACUUCGUCCUGGUGCAGGGCAUGUCUUUUCUAAAUGAAUACCUGAUCCACCGAGGUGGAACACAAGAGGCUUACUACAACGUGGGAAGAGCACUCCACCAGAUAGGACUAGAGCACCUUGCCAUCCACUACUACCAGAAGGCCCUACACAUGGCCCCUCCUGACGUUGGAGACAACAAGUAUUCUCAACUCCUUGACUUGCGGAGAGAAGUGGCCUACAACCUGGCUCUUAUCUACAGUGGCAGUGGAUCCAAGAACUUGGCUAAGAUGCUGUUAGAUAAGUAUUGUGUUGUGUAGUGUCUUCAUCUUGCUGAAGUACCUUUUUCCUCCAGUGUUUCACGGCAAAAAAUGUCUCGAACAUACAUUGCAGAACUGUAUGCCUCUACCUUUUCCCAACACGUUAACAUUGCAUUUACUUUUUUUUUUUGUAUAAAGAUUUGAUAUCAAGUUGUCAAGACUUGAAAUCGUCUGUCAUAUGUUUAAGUACAUGUAUGACACUUACAUGUAUGUAAUAGGAGAUCUCAAUGUUAUAAAAAGAGAAUAUAUUUUUUGUAAUAAAUACCACCUUGUGGUGUAAAAAGGAUCAGA